Messenger RNA from Sphenostylis stenocarpa, 939 nucleotides. NCBI's taxonomy places the organism in Eukaryota, Viridiplantae, Streptophyta, Magnoliopsida, Fabales, Fabaceae. The record is from the annotation of a GenBank genome assembly.
AUGGUGAACCUGGUAGCAGCGCAGAGGCCAUUGCUGCAUGUGCUGAUGAAGAUGGCCGGGAUCAGACCCUACACGGUGGAGAUUGAGCCCGGGACGUUGAUGAGUUUCUGGGUCCCUUCUGAGACCAUAACGAAGCCCAAGAAAAAGGACGAAAAGCCCAAAAUCGCGGCCAAGCCCAGCAAGCCCACGGUGGUUCUGGUGCACGGUUUCGCCGCGGAAGGAAUCGUGACAUGGCAGUUCCAAGUGGGGGCGUUGACAAAAAAGUACGCUGUUUAUGUUCCUGAUCUUCUCUUCUUCGGAGGGUCGGCCACCGAUAAAGCCGACAGGUCGCCGACGUUUCAAGCGGAGUGCUUGGUGACGGCGUUAAGGAAACUUGGGGUGGAGAAAUGCAUAGUGGUUGGGUUCAGUUAUGGGGGAAUGGUGGCGUUUAAGAUGGCUGAGAUGUACCCUGAAAUGGUUGAAGCCCUGGUUAUUUCUGGGUCCAUUUUAGCCAUGACGGACUCGCUGAGCGCCACCUCGUUGCAAGAGCUUGGGUUCUCUUCUUCUUCGGAGCUCUUGCUGCCAACCUCUGUCAAGGGUCUUAAGACACUCUUGUCCGUCGCUGCUCACAAAAAACUCUGGUUUCCCAACCGUUUGCACAAAGAUUUUCUUGAGGUGAUGUUCACGAAUAGGAAGGAACGAAGUGAACUAUUGGAGGGCUUGGUUAUUAGCAACAAAGAUAUCACCAUCCCCAAAUUUUCUCAGAGAAUACAUCUUUUAUGGGGCGAGAAUGAUCAAAUUUUCAAACUGGAGCUUGCACAAAAUAUGAAAGAACAACUAGGGGAUGACUCAACCUUAGAAAGCAUAAAGAAAGCUGGUCAUCUGGUUCACCUGGAGCGACCCUGUGCCUACAAUAGAUGUCUAAAGCAUUUUAUUGCUUCCUUCUUGGCCUCAAAAUAA